UGCGAACUUGAUUCGUGCGAGCGUAUAUACUUACGCUGCUUGAUAAAUCGGUUUCGCGAUUAGUGCUACACAAAUAAAGUUUAUUGAUAUUAUUGAUAUUACCUAAUUAUGGAGAAUGAAGAAGAAGAAAGUAGUGAUAAUAUGGAGAUAAUACGUACUUGUGAAAGUGAUUUGGAUAAAUCAUUAGAACCAACAAUAGUCAAGAAGUCAAUAUGUCAAGAAGUAAUCAAAGAAAAUGUAAAAAAAGCAGCUGAGAAGAGAAAAGAGAGAGGGAGUGAAAUAAGUGAUGAUGAUGACUUUAUUACUGUAAAUAGAAGGAGACCUAAACGAUUAAUUAGAAGCAUAUCAAUUGAAACACAAAAUGACAAGGAGGUAGACGGAGAAAAAUUUAAUGAUUUAAAUAACACCACUCAACCCGAAGUAUGUGUAACAUCUUUAGAAAACAUACCCAAACAGAUGGCAUUAGCUAAAUUAUUAAGAUCAGAAAACAUAACAAAUGUAACUAGAAUAAAAUAUAAAAGUUUUAAUAAAGUUAUUAUUCAAUUUAAAGAAAAAAAGGAUGCACUUAAGUUAUUGGAAUGUGAAAAAUUUAAAGAUAUGGGAUGUCGAUGUCAAUUAAUAGAUGAGUUGUCCCUAUCCUAUGGUGUGGUUAAAGGAGUAGAUCUGGAAUUACUUGAAAAUGAGCUAAGGAAUAUAUUUGAAAGUGAUACUGAGAUAAUAUCCGUAAAGAGAUUGCGACGUAUAGACUCGGAAGGUAAAUGGAUUGAAAGUGAAUCCGUGAGAAUCUGUUUUAAAAGCAAUCAUCUACCGAAUUAUAUAUAUGCCUAUGAUUGCCGACUUAAGGUUGAACCGUAUGUAUUUCCUGUUACACAAUGCUCUGGUUGUUGGAAAUUUGGUCACAUAAUAAAGUACUGUCCAACAAAAAAAAAGAUAUGUCCAAAAUGUGGGGGCAAUCAUGAUAAUUGUGAUACAACUAAAAUAUCAUGCCUUAAUUGUAAGGGAAACCACUUCGUAUUGGAUAAAAACUGUCCGUUUUUUGUAAAAGAAAAGAAUAUAAGAAAAAUUAUGAGCACUGAACAAGUCACAUAUAGAAAGGCCCUUCAGAUAUUAAUAGAACAGCAACAACAACAACGUAAUACUUGUUUACAUAAUAACUUGCGAACUUCAAUGGACACACACUUAGACAGUGACGCGCCGGCAACAUUUAGUAGUAUAUUAAAAAAAUCAGUGCAAAAUUAUGCAGUAAGUCCUAAUAGUAAGAUCAUACAGAACAAAAGCAGAGACAAUCCAAUGCAAAAAAAAACAACUCAACAGCAAGAGAUACCUCAGGAAAUACUAUCUAUAAAUAAUAACAAUAACAACCAUGGCGAAAAAACCACUACAAAGAAAAAGCGGUAUAGGAAUGAGACAUUAAUGGAAGAAGAUAUCGAUAGUUAUGACUCACAAAAUGAAGAACAAAACUAUCAAAGAGAUGAACACUUACUAAACAAAUUUGAUUUUAAGAAAUUUAUAAUUAAGCUGAAUAGAAUAUUUGUGUCAGAUAAAUCAUUUGAAGAUAAAAUAUUAUCACUGUUUAAAAUUGUAUAUGAAGAAUUCAAGAAGAUUAUAAUAGGUUGUUUUAUGAAAGGAAACGUCCUUGAUAAAAUUAUUAACUUUAUUAAUGGAUAAUUCAAAUAAAUAUGUCAAGGUCAAUAUAAUUCAAUGGAAUGCACAAAGCUUACAACCUAAGCUAAGUUCGUUUACAGAUAUAUUACAAAAACUAAAUAUACAUAUUGCAAUCGUGAGUGAAACAUGGUUAGAUAGUGAAUCUAAUAUUCAUGUAAGUGGGUACAAUAUUUAUCGAAAAGACAGAAUAGAUUCCUAUGGCGGGGUUGCGAUUUUUGUGCAUAAAUCCAUACGAUCACAUUUUAAUUCAUGUCAACUUUUGAAUACUGGUAUAGAAGUAGUAAGUGUUAAAUUAGUGAACUGUGAAGAUUUAGAAAAUAUUGUUUCUUUAUACUGUCCAUCUUCUGUGUCUACGCAGCCGUCAGACUGGGAACAGGUAUUUUCAUUAUUUUCGGAAAAGUCAUUAAUUGCUGGAGAUUUCAAUGGCCACCACGUCAAUUGGUCAACUAGAACUGAUACAAGAGGAACUCAUUUAAUGGACUCCUCUCUUGAAAGUAAUUUUAUUUAUCUCAAUGAUUCUAAUCAUACAAGAAUUAAAUUAGUUAAUGGAUAUUUGCAGAAAACGUCUCCAGAUAUAUCUUUUGCCUCCUCUGACAUUGCUAUAAAAAUUAACUGGACAGUAAUCAAUGAAAAUUUAGGUAGUGAUCAUCUUAUGAUUAAAAUGUCAAUAAAUAUCCCUA
This is a messenger RNA of Spodoptera litura, 2345 nucleotides long. RefSeq lists its product as uncharacterized. Lineage: Eukaryota; Metazoa; Arthropoda; Insecta; Lepidoptera; Noctuidae. The record is from RefSeq and is a predicted model, not a curated record.